Molecule: messenger RNA, 804 nt
Organism: Brettanomyces nanus
Lineage: Eukaryota; Fungi; Ascomycota; Pichiomycetes; Pichiales; Pichiaceae
Exons: 2
Coding region: 1-804 (267 amino acids)
Source: RefSeq, a predicted model, not a curated record
AUGCAUACGAGUGAUGUGCAGACGAUAAAGUGUACCGAGGUUCCGGCGUCUCCCCAGCGGACCCUCUACGACGAAGAGCAACCACCAUCACAGCAACGUAUACUGGAUCCACCUGCAAAUUUGGAGUUACAUAAGGGUAACAAGAGUGAUGAUGGUGCAACUAAGAACAAGCGCCCAUCAAGAUCAAAAUCUCCAUGCCUUAGUAAGCUGAAAAUUCUCUCAAGAUCAUCCUCCUCUGAAUUCGAUAGCAACCAGACCCGAUUAGGUUCCUUACCCGCCGAACCACUAGCUGCUUCCGAGAAAUUCGUUACUCGCGAUCCGACGGUGGAUAGUAGUUUGACUAGGCAUCGAAGUUCUCUACGGACAGUUACGGCCACGAGUACAUUGGGCGCGCCAUCCAAUAAAGAAGCGGGAAGACAUGGUAUCAAAAUACUCUGCCUGCGGGAUUCACUGGGUUCACGGCAUCUAUUGAAGAGAAAAUCACUCAAAAAAGCCCAAAGAAAACUCAGGGCAAAGGAGACUUAUGGAACGCAGAAUAUCCAGGAUAUAGAGAAGGCUCGGGGAACCUACGCAAAAAUGAGUACUAUAUCAUAUGAGCAUCCAAAUAUGAAUGUACUCCCUUACGACUAUUCCGAAAACACUCCGCUUUCUGUUCCAUCAACUGCUUCGAGUGGUAUUACAAAGACCAUUUCCCAAGUCUCUAACACUUCUAGUCUCAACGAAAGUUUUCAGCUAGUUUUUGAUGAUCAUCUCCUGCCGGGAAUACCUUCAAGGCUUCCUACAAGAUCAACAAACAACGUAUAA